UCUUGAAUUUUAGUUACUUUUUUUUUUUUUUUUUUUUUUACCAAUUUAUUUUUAUUAUUUAGGCCUAUUAAUUUUUUUUAUUAUUGUUAUUAUUAUCCUGUCUUAUCGUAUGCGUAACUGAAAAAUGUGUGUGUGGUUUUUUUUCAAUCCAUGCUAUGGUUACCAGAUUGGGAUAGGCGGGGUUAUAAUUUACAUAAUGUAGAUGUUUCUAGAAAUAAACACCCGAGUAGAAAAUCCUUCGGGUUUUUUCCGGACUGUUGUUUAGCUAUAUGACGGAAAAGGCCGAUCUGGUUCCGAACCACGACAGUUCUCCCCCUUUGAAUGUUUUUGUUGCCAUUGCGCAUGUUCACUGUCUCAAGGGUAGAUGUUUGCAAACACCAUGGCGUCGAAAGACAGUUUAGAAGACUUGGAUCUGAAACCUGAUGAAUUAAAGCGAAUAACAGAAGCUUUGAAAGAUGAAAAAUUCCGUAAGCUUUUCGUGGAGUAUGCUGAAGAAAUUUCAGAUCCAGAAAAUAGACGUCGUUAUGAGGAAGAGAUUCGUCAAAUGGAAAAUGAACGUGGAAUGGAUGUCCAGUUCAUUCAUCCAAAACCUGGCCAUGUUCUGAAGACAACCGUAAAUGGAACCAAACUCGCGUUUAUUAACAUUUGUCUUAAUGACAAAAUUGAAAAACCAUCAUUCGAACCAAAGCGUAGACCUGACGAUCGUACUGGAAUGUUUUGUCAGAUUCCACAUUCAUUUGCGCCUGAACGCGAAGACGUCGAUGAAGGCACCAACUGUGUUGUCUUUGAUUUUGUUAUUCACCCAGAUACUUACCGAAUGGCAGAAACAAAUGAUCGCUACCUAAAAAUGAUUUAUGACGUUGCAUUUGAUGGCAUUGAAGAGAAAUUUAAUACGAAAGUAGACCGAAAAAAUUUCAAGAGAAUUAAACUGGAAUUUAAAGGAAUACCACAAGCAACGGUUAUAAGAACACGUCACUCCACAGAGACAUCCACGGAAAAACCGCCAGUCACAGAUGAUGUUUUAAAAAACAUGCCAUAUCCAUAUGAUAGCAAAACCACUGCAGAGAAAACUCGUGAAUUGGAACAACAGUUCAAGAAGCGUAAGGAUGAAAAGCAGAAGAAAGAACUGAAGAUGAAGAAAGGGAAGACCAAAGAAGACAGCGAUGCAACCACUCCAAAGUACACUAUCACUCACAGAUCAGAAAUGGAUCUUCAAGAAUAUUGCAACAAACCAGAUUCACGACCGUCAACAAGACCUAAAGCUUUAGUUUUUAAAAUUGAGCUUCCACUCCUCUCAUCAGCAGCACCUGUAAAUCUGGACAUAUUUGAACAGAGGCUUGUUUUAGAGUCGGUAAAACCUGCAAGAUACAAAUUGGACAUCCGCCUACCAUAUCCAGUCAAUGAUGAUGAAGGUUCAGCCAAGUUUGACAAGGCUAAGCAUUGUCUAAUUAUAACCUUGCCAGUCAUUCCAGAUGUGAUCCCCAAGUUGCCAUCUUUCAUUGACGAUGAAAGCCAACACAAUGGCGAUGCUGCUGAUACCAGUGCAGAUCUGUCAACUUCUAAAGAUAAUAAAUCAUUGAUAGAGGAACUUCCUCCAUCUUUAACCGAAUCUUCAAAAGAUGAAAAAGAAUUAAAACUGGAUCAGACUGGGGAUUAUGGUACUGAAGAACCAUCUAAGAAGCUUGAGAAAGAGAUGCAAGUUGCAUAUAGCUUUCCUGAUUAUGAUUUUUCUCAAGAUAAUGACACUGUCUCAUUUGUAUUCAAUGUCAAGCGAAUAUCACCAGAAACUGUAACAAAAUCAUUUCCCUCGCAAGACUCUGUAACUUUAAAAUUUGUUUCAGUGGGCUCAGGGUAUUUCCCAAUGUACUAUAGUGUGCACAUCAAGUUUGGCCAUGGGUGUGAUAUUGUUGCUGAUCAGUGCAGCGUGGAGACGUCUGAGCAGAAUGCCGUGCUGCUGCUGUUGAAGGCUCGGAACUGCAGAGGGAUUUGGGACCGAUUUCAAGUUGGGCUUGAUGCUGAUCACUUGGAGGAGAAGCUAUUUGUGACGGAAGACAACCUGCAGCAGCAGCUGGAUGCGAUGGACCGAGAGGCUGAAGAGCUCGAGCAGCUGAAACUUGACGAGGACAAACAGCCGCAAGUCCAGGUCACGGAGAUGAACGAAAAGAAACUCACAAUACAGAUCAAGAGUGUUGGAAUUCCAGAAGAUGCAGAUAACGAUGAAUACGACGGACCGUCUUCAGCUGAUAUUGAGGUCAUCCACGAAAAGAAUGGACCCAAGCUGCAGAGCAUUCUUAAACAGAGGACCCUGUCGGAAUCGAGCGAUGAUUAUGGAGAAAAUUCUCGACUAUCUCCUGAAGAUGAACUUUCAUUGUCUUUAAACGGUCGAUUCAGAAAAUCUGUUUCAUUUAACAACCACAUUGAUAAGACAACUUACAAACCAACUGCAUCGCCCACGAGUAUGAAAACAGCUCUGAAAAGUAAACGCCGACGGGCCCGCAAGAAGGAUGAGAAAAUCAACAAGAAAGUUGGACGCAGGCGACACAAUAGCGGCGGCUCUGAAGGCAGCAGUGGGGACGACCUCAGCUCCGAACACACAAACUCCGACUCGCAGACGGAAGACAAGAAUGGAGAAUUUGAGCAGAUUGACGAGGAGGCUGUUGAUGUCGCUGCUGAAUUGCAGUUGGCGGAUGUGUUACCAGGCAAAGAUAACCAGGAUUUUAGGACUAGUGGUGAAGUUUGUGUCGGAGAUAGUAAUUUAGUUGAUUUGAAACAGCAGGGAAAUGAUUUGAAACAACGGAAAAAUGAUGAUAGAGGUGAUGAAUGUAAAACCAUGUUUGCUCCAGAUGAUAAAAUGGCCACUGACAGUGAUGAUGAUGAUGAUGAUGUGGGGGGUAGGACUAGUAAGUCGGUGUCUGAAGUGGAACCUAGAACAGAUGGUCACAUGUAUUCUGGUGGUGAUAACAAGAAUUUGGAUGGUAAAUCUAUUAAAACUACAUCGGCACCAGUUAUAGAUGCUCAGAUUGUGUCCUCAGAAGAUGUAUCCCGCCCAGGCUCUUUGAAGCAGCUUGUGGAAGAGGAUGGGUCUUCUUUCAUCAGAAUCAAUGCCAAUUACAACAAGCAGACAGACCAGCACAACUGUGAUAACAUGCAGCCCACUCACAAGCAGAAUGGUGAAAACAACAACAAAGAUCCAGAUGAUGAUAACAUUAACUCAGAAUUGAGCUGGAAAGAAAGUGAAGUCCCAGGAUUUGAUAACGAACACAGGACUCAGUGUGCAUUUAAGUUUUCCAAUUCUCUGAUAUAUGACCUGGAUAUAGACUAGGAUGUAUGGGUGUGAUAUGAGGUUUGAUGAUUGCUGAAUAUACACUUUGAUUGUACAGCAGUUGCAAUUCAUUCUUUAUUCAGAUAUCAUAUGUUGGCAAUAUUUUGUAAAAUAUUUGCAUGGCUUUAAGGUGCUGUCUCAAAGUUAGUGUUUAGCUAUUUUUAUAUUAUUUCUGAUAAAUAACUACAAAUUAAUAAAUCCCAUGCUUGUAUAGAUGACUCCGAAAUAUCAAAAUUUUAAGCAGUCUCAUCCAGUACAACUAGGUAACCUAAGGUUCCUGUCUUAUCAAAUCUCAUGAAAUAGGAAAAUCCACAAAAUGUACCUAGCCAGCUGUCGGGUAGGUAGACCCAUCGGAGACGGAUGAUUUGCAAUAAGAUGUGUGGGUAACAUUACAGAAUUUAACUUCAACUUAACACUCCCAAUUCCAUUGAUCAUCCUUAAAAGUUCCCAAAUAAAAAUGUUUUUGUUUUUUUCUACUAGUAAAUUAAAUGAUUUGGUUGUAUUUUUUUAUGGGAAUAUUGUUGAAGAUAUGUCUAUAUAUAUUUGAAAGCAAAAGUUAAUAAUUUUGGCAGUAAGCUGCCAUUAUGCAACUUUGAGAUAUCACCUUAAAGCAAUGGUACCUAGUACUGUUUAUUUAUGUGUUGAGGCAAUUGUUAAGGACUGUUCACAGUUAUGAACAUUUUCACAAGCAUGCAAACUAUAUGCUAGGAUGGAAUGACAGUGUGUGCUUUUAAAAUGAAGAAUGUUGAUGAGUAUAUUUCUUACAAAUCAACAUUUUUUAUUUACACUUCUAUUAGGGAGUACCCCCCCCCCCCCCCCCCCCCCCCCCCCCAAAAAAAAGAAGAAGAAAAGACCCCCAACAAACAACCCAAACAAAACAAAACAAAACAAGUAUGGUUUCUGUGCUCAUGAAAAUGUUUGUCAUUGUGAUUAGCCUUGUCUUAGUUCAUAGCUUAUAAUUCAGUAAAUUUCUAAAUUUAAUGGAUUGUUCCUUUUUUUUCUUUUUCUUUUUUUAAAGAACACUUGACUGGAGACUUGUUAAACUGUCUACAUAUCAACUUGACAAUGUGCAGGUGCUUUUUUUUCUUCUUCUUUUUUCUUUUGAGGCAGAGUUCAUUUUAUUUCUUCAUCAAUGUCUAAGUGAAAGUUGAGUCCUAGACGUGGUCCUACUGACAACCCAGUACAUAUCUUCAUAUUAAACCACUGUUGAUAAAACAAAUAAAAACAGUAUGAUAAUAUAAAAUGAUUAAAAGUUGAUAAGACUUUUCCAUAUCCCAUGUCUAAAAUCAUUGCUCAAGUUGCAGGCAUGCUUUGUCCUUUUGGUUACAAAUCUUAAUGUGCAAACCACUUCGAACCAAAACAAGUAGUAGACCACAUACUUGUAGGCGCCAAUAACAUAUUUAAUACUGUUUCAUAAAAUUAUUUAAGCUACUUGACUGAGAACUAUUGCUUGAGUUUAGCAGAUAAAUAGACUGCUUCUUUGAAAGUUGACAGUGGAUUACUUAGCCCUGUAAUUAAUAUAAUACCAGUUUAGUAGAUAAAUGGACUGUGUUGACGGAUUACAAAUCUAAAACUAUUGCUUGAGUUUAGCAGAUAAAUAGACUGCUUCUUUGAAAGUUGACAGUGGAUUACAGACCUGUCUAAAAUCCACUUAGCCCUGUAAUUAACAUAAUAGAAGUUCAGUAGAUAAAUGGACUGUUUUCGUGAGAGUUGACAGUGGAUUAUAGAUCUAGAACCCAACAAUUAAUAUAAUCUAUUAUUAUUAUAUUAGUUUAGUAGAUAAAUGGACUUGUUUCCUUUAGAGUUGACUGGAUUACAGAUCUAAAAUCCAUAUAAUCCUGGUUGUCCAGUUAAUUUAAACCAGUUGUUUCAGUACCACAAAGUGGUCUUAAUUAAACCAUAUAUGUACAUCAGCUGUUAUUCAGUUGUAUUUGAGUUAGUAUUCCAUGUAACCAGACAUCAUGGUAUAUAUUGCUGACUCUACAAAUUAUAUUAAUUUGUAGCAAUUACUUGUGUGUGUGGUGUGACAGUGUUUGUUGAUGCAUUUUGAAUUUUGGCUCUCCUUUGUCAUGUGAUGGUUGUACAGUCAGUGAUAACUGUUGUUUGUGAAAUGAUAUAGUAGAGGUGUAAACAUGAAUUGGACAAAGGGACAAAACAAAUAGAUAAUGCAUUUCAAGUAUUGAUUUUGCUAUUACCUAUAUCCAGGAUGGGUUAAGAUAUUUGAUUGUACAAGUAUGCUGUGUGACAAUCUGCUUGACUAUGCCUCAUUUUCUAUUUCUGACGGCUAAUAAAGAAAAUAAAACAUAA
Molecule: messenger RNA, 5629 nt
Organism: Gigantopelta aegis
Lineage: Eukaryota; Metazoa; Mollusca; Gastropoda; Neomphalida; Peltospiridae
Product: protein kintoun-like
Exons: 3
Coding region: 365-3322 (985 amino acids)
Biological process (GO): axonemal dynein complex assembly
Cellular component (GO): cytoplasm
Source: RefSeq, a predicted model, not a curated record